Messenger RNA from Epithele typhae, 3228 nucleotides. RefSeq lists its product as uncharacterized. The record is from RefSeq and is a predicted model, not a curated record. The coding region runs from base 1 to 3228 and encodes 1075 amino acids. The transcript is spliced from 10 exons. NCBI's taxonomy places the organism in Eukaryota, Fungi, Basidiomycota, Agaricomycetes, Polyporales, Epitheliaceae. Gene Ontology annotation, biological process: protein secretion.
AUGAGCCUUAGAAAUCAAGUCGCCCUCCCAGACCUUGAUAGACCUGCCCUGAAUUCGCCCAAUCUUGUGGCAGAGCGCCCCGGCGUUUACUUGUUUCCUCUGUGCACGUCGCGGGCACGGCGCUUCCAAGUUUUCAGCCUUUUCCAGGCCGCGGUCGUUUUGACCGGAACGUCAUCCUCGCCCGACUCACGUUCGGCCAACAUGAAAGCAAUUCUGCUCAGGCGACUACACGAAUAUCAUGAAUUUAUUGGGGAAUCGCACGAGAAUGAAGACGGAACACUGGAUGCCGCACAGCGCGCCACCGCUCUUGAAUCGCUCUCCUUGUUAGAACAUCUGCACAAACACUUGCAGGCACGCGAACAAGAACCGGCACCGGGCUCUGUAAAAGGAGAAAACUACGAAGCCAAGAUGGACCCGUCUCUCGUGGGGUCCCGGGACCUAGCCCUCAUGCGUACACUGUUAUCCAUCGUCUUUAAGUGGGCUCUUGAGCCUCUCGUAGGUCGUGUCGCAUCUGCCAUUCCUUCCACAUCCGCACUCCAUAUCACCAAGGGCGCAAGAAUCAUCGAUCUCACCGGGCUGCCGCACGAGUACUCGACGCUCUCCUCCAUUUGCGACCGACUUCUUUCCGUCUCACUGUCCAAUGGCGUUUCAUCUCCGUUGUCACAGUCUGCGGUGGCCGCCAUCUUACUGAAUCAGCACCUCUCCGAUUUGCUACUCCCGUGCAUCGUCGUGGGCUGGCUCCCCAAAUCCCUCUCAUCGGAAGACAUGCCUACCGGAAACACAUUGCGUCCUCAAAUCAUGUACCUACUCACAAGAUUGUCCGCUCCUAUAGUGAUCUCCGCCCUGGGACGGACGUUGUCCCAAACACCCCCUUCACUUCCGUACGCUCAAAAAGCGUGUAGCUUCAUUCUUAGUAGGCAGCUUUUACGACCGGAGGGAAUCCGGGCAGUGUGUGAAUCCAUAUUUGGAGAAGAAGACGUAGGCGAUGAAGAUGCUCCACUGGAGAAGCUCGAGCACGUAGCACGUCUCCUCGGCACCGACUACUGCAACACCAUGGUCCCUCGCUUGCUUCAACUCCUCGUACUGGACACUCGCGUGUUACCGCCCACCCAUCGGCGGGCCAUAUCAUUCUCUCUAUCGCGUAUCCUUGCCCGUGACGAUGCACCUAUCCUACAAACUCUAGCGACUAAUAUCGUCUUGCAGUUCGUCCACGAUCCAAUUUUGAAAGGUACCGGAGACUUGUCAACCGGUGCAGCGCUCCGUGCGAUCGAGGUCCUUCUAACGAACACAGACCCCCUCAAGGGAUACUUGAACACAUGGGGAAGGCUCGUUGGAACACCGGAAGUAAUAGCAACGUUGCAGCACAUCAUCGAUGGAGAAGGUGGCAGCUGGCGUGUAGAUAUCGCUGACGAGAUAUCCCGGGCCGACGAGUCCACGGAGCCAGAUCCUUCGCUCUCCAUGUUCACACCUCAAAGUCUGAAGGAGGCAGAGGAUACAGGCCAGCUCGACAUCGACUCCAAUGUACUGGGACUCAAGCCGGACCCCGUCCGAUUUGUGAACUUUGUCAAGUCCAUCGGUCGGGCCGACGUAUCAUCAGAGAUGUUCGUCAAGUUACUAGAAAGAUACAGUGAGCUCAGAAGCCAGGCCGACACAGAUCCCGUUCGGACGCUUCUCUAUCUGCAGCUGGUGCUACAAAUGCAGAAGCAACUUUCUACGGAUGAUACGUCAAGCGUGUUCAGAAAGCCGGAACACAUUUUGUCGUUCAUCAAGCAUGCGUUGGAGAAACGAGGCCCGUCCGAGACCUCGACGAACAAACCCCUGAGGCACGGAGGACUUGGUGUGGGAGAUCUUCGUAUAGUCCCCGAAGACACGGAGAUGUCGGACGAAGGUGACAGCGAUGACGAAGACGAAGAGGGCGCCUCGGAAGGAGCUGUCGACGAUAUCACUUCAACCGCGGUCAAGCUUCUGCUCGCAGUGCUGGAAGCAAAUCCGGAUCUCUCAGCUCGAAACGCCCCCGUGCUGAAUGACAUAUUCUCCCUCCUCGAUCCUCUCUCAAACGUCCCCAAUGAAGACCUCCGUCAACUCGCGCGCGAGGCCCGGAUGGUCAUGACCGCCCGCCUUGCCUCAACCUCCUCCGAAGCCGCUUCCACGCCCACAAAACCCUCGCCCGGCUCCUCCGAGUCCCCGCAAGAAACAUACCAAAAGGCCCUGAAGCUCCUCCAAGACCCCCUCCUCCCCGUGCGCGCGCACGGGCUCAUGCUCCUCCGCCAGCUCGUCUCGCCCGGCCCCGGUCUCGCCGCGCCCGCGCUCGACCGCGCGCUCGUCCCGGGCAUCCUCGACGUCUUCCUGCAGGGCGCACAGGACGACGACUCGUACAUGUUCCUCAACGCCGUCCAGGGCCUCGCGGCGAUGGUCGACGGCUUCGGGCCGGACGUCCUCCGCGCGCUCGUGCGCGCGCACGCGGGCGGGCUCGACGCGCUCGCGGCGAGCGCGCUCACCCGGCAGGACGUCGACGUGCGCACGCGCGUCGGCGAGGCGCUGGGCCAGGUCGUGCGCCGCUGCGGGGACGCGUUGCCCGCGUACGCGCCGCUGCUUGUCCCGCCGCUCGCGGCGAUGGUGCGCGCGGCACACGUGCCGACCGUGCUCCGGACGUCAGCAGUCUCGCUCCUCGCGCUGUGCGUCAAGACGCACGCGCUCGCGGUGCUGCCGUAUGUCCCCGACCUCGCGGACGGGAUGGUGGACCUCCUCCAGGUGGAGACCGUCUCCGCUGCCGUCGCCCCUGGGGGCCAGUCCGAGCGUGCCCCGGUGCGGCGGCGGCGGAAGCCAAGGACAAGGCCCGGGGCGCCGACGCCUCCCCUGGCAAGCAGGCCGAUGUCACCAACGAUGACGAUGCCGACGCGACGGCGAGAAGGGCCCCGAGAAGGCGACAGAAGAAGGAGGCGCGGCGACGGCGACGAUGGACGCCCAGCCGACGAGCACGGACUCGAAGUUCCCGCCGCUGCGGCGCGCGGCGCUGCACUUCCUGGGCUGCUCGUGCAGGCGUGCACGGCGCGCGUGUACGAGGAGGGCGCGGGCGCGGCGCUGCUGGUGCCCCCGCGGGUGAUGAGGCGCGCGCGGACGACGCUGGGUUACGUUGCGGCGACGGACGCGGACGACGUGGUGCGGGUGAUGGCGCGGGAGACGGUCGAAGGCUUGGACCAGCUCGCGGAAGCAGUUCUCGGGCUCUGA